AUGUUUAGAAGCUUUACCAAGUUGGCCUCGCCAAUGGCCAGAUGGACGUCGAUCAGAAUGUCGUCUACCAAGACGCUUGACCGGGCCACGUUGACAAUCAGAGAUGGUCCUAUUUUCAGUGGCUACUCUUUUGGAGCAGACAAAAAUGUCAGUGGAGAAGCAGUUUUCACCACCUCUUUGGUUGGAUAUCCUGAAUCAAUGACUGAUCCUUCGUAUAGAGGACAGAUCUUGGUGUUCACACAGCCUCUGAUUGGUAACUAUGGUGUCCCAUCCGGAACUGCCAGAGAUGAGUUCAACCUCCUCAAGUACUUCGAGUCGCCUCACAUCCAGUGUAUUGGAAUUGUUGUUAGUGACGUUGCUUUGCAAUACUCCCAUUGGACUGCUGUUGAAAGUUUGAGUCAAUGGUGUAAGCGUGAAGGAGUGGCAGCUAUCACUGGUGUCGAUACCAGAGAGCUGGUUUCGUAUUUGAGAGAACAGGGUUCGAGUCUGGCCAAGCUGAGUAUUGGCGAGACCUAUGACGCAGAUGAAGACGCUGCGUUUGACGAUCCAAGUGCUGUCAACCUUGUGCACAAGGUGACAACCAAAGCUCCUUUCCAUGUUUCUUCUCCUAACGCUAAAUACCAUGUUGCUGUUCUUGAUUGCGGUGUCAAGGAAAAUAUCUUGCGGUCUCUGGUGUCUCGUGGAGCAUCCAUCACCGUUUUGCCUUAUAACUACCCUGUGCAGAACAUUGCCGACAAGUUCGACGGAGUUUUCAUCUCGAACGGACCGGGAGACCCUACUCACUGCUCUGCUACCGUGGAAAACCUGAGACAGACUAUGGACAAGUACCCAGAGCUUCCUAUCUUUGGAAUCUGUCUGGGUCACCAGCUGCUGGCUCUGGCCUCUGGUGCCAAGACCAUCAAGCUCAAGUACGGAAACAGAGCACACAACAUCCCAGCUUUGGACCUGGUCUCUGGAAAAUGUCACAUCACCUCCCAAAACCACGGAUACGCAGUUGAUGCCACCACAUUGCACCCAGACUUCAAAGAGUACUUCAUCAACCUGAACGAUCUGUCCAACGAGGGAAUGAUCCACAAAACAAGACCGAUUUUCUCUACACAGUUCCACCCAGAAGCCAAGGGUGGUCCAUUGGACUCGUCCUACUUAUUUGACAACUACUUUGAACUUCUCAAGGAGUACAAGAAGUCCACCAACAAAUUGAACCCGGACGAUUUGCUGAUCGAUAUUUUGCCAAAAGAGCGGGUGAUAUGA
Molecule: messenger RNA, 1251 nt
Organism: Ogataea philodendri
Lineage: Eukaryota; Fungi; Ascomycota; Pichiomycetes; Pichiales; Pichiaceae
Exons: 1
Coding region: 1-1251 (416 amino acids)
Biological process (GO): L-glutamine metabolic process; 'de novo' pyrimidine nucleobase biosynthetic process; L-arginine biosynthetic process
Cellular component (GO): carbamoyl-phosphate synthase complex; cytoplasm
Molecular function (GO): carbamoyl-phosphate synthase (glutamine-hydrolyzing) activity
Source: RefSeq, a predicted model, not a curated record